Messenger RNA from Lindgomyces ingoldianus, 801 nucleotides. Its product is annotated as oxidoreductase. Gene Ontology annotation, cellular component: endoplasmic reticulum; lipid droplet. The record is from RefSeq and is a predicted model, not a curated record. Lineage: Eukaryota; Fungi; Ascomycota; Dothideomycetes; Pleosporales; Lindgomycetaceae. Gene Ontology annotation, molecular function: triacylglycerol lipase activity; acylglycerone-phosphate reductase (NADP+) activity. Gene Ontology annotation, biological process: phosphatidic acid biosynthetic process; triglyceride catabolic process. The coding region runs from base 1 to 801 and encodes 266 amino acids. The transcript has 4 exons.
AUGACUACCCCUCUCCCCUUACACGUCAAAACCGUCCUCAUAACUGACUGCAGCAACGCCGGCAUCGGCUCCUCCCUCGCCCAAUCCUUCGCCUCAAACCCUAACCUUCACGUCUACGCCACCUCCCGCAGCCUCUCCACCAUGACCCAUCUCGCCGACCUCAAGCUCCCGAACGUGACUCUCCUUCAACUAGACGUCACAUCUGCCCUCAGCAUCGCUUCCGCUAGAUCCGCCGUCCGCGAGAGAUCCGACUACAAGCUAGAUUACCUAGUUAAUAGCGCUGGUUGCGGAUACACAAUGCCAUAUCUGGAUUCCGACACCGAUAUCUGCCGGCACCUAUUCGAUGUAAAUGUCUGGGGACCUAUGCAAGUUACUCAAGCCUUGAUGCCGAUGUUAAGUACGGCGGAAUUGUUAGGUGUCCCGUUUGCAGGCGCGUAUUGUGGAAGUAAAGCAGCAUUGAGGAUGACGAGUGAGAGUUUGAGGGCGGAGGUGGGGUCGUUGGGGGUCAGGGUCUUAUCUGUUACUCCUGGAUUUGUGGGCUCUAAUUGGUUCAACAAUGUCCCAAACUUCAAACUCUCGGACGAGUCGCUUUAUAAACCUAUUGCAAAGCAAAUCGAAACUAGGGUAAAAGGGUUGAACAAUUCCAAGAACAUGGAUGCGAGAGUGUAUGCAGAUCGCGUUGUGAGAGAUAUUUUGGCUGGGAAGCAAGGAAGAGUGUAUAGUGGAGAGAAGGCGACUUUGGUGGCUUUUGUAUUGGCGUGGCUGCCGCAGUGGAUAGUGGAUCGAAUUGCAAUUAGAUAG